Molecule: messenger RNA, 5002 nt
Organism: Etheostoma cragini (Arkansas darter)
Lineage: Eukaryota; Metazoa; Chordata; Actinopteri; Perciformes; Percidae
Product: FK506-binding protein 5-like
Exons: 28
Coding region: 1-4608 (1535 amino acids)
Source: RefSeq, a predicted model, not a curated record
AUGGAUAGAAGAAAUAAUCCAAGAAACAAGGGAAGACCUUGUGGCGGUCCACAGGGCCGUCCAACCCCUCCCCCAACCUACCACCAGCUGCAGAAUCAGCUCAAUUCUGCUCACGAGAACAUCGAUGAGCUGAAAAUGAAGGUACGAAGCCUGGAGGAGAAUAAGAGCCAAGCCCAGGUUACAACGGAGAACUGUGACAUGGUCCCUAAGAAGGUUCGAGGCGGCCGUCUGGAGGAGCUUCUGGUUACCCGGGCGGCGGGUUUCAAACUAGAAAUCUGCCAUCUCAAGAAAACAAUCCAGCUUCAGAAAGACAAAUACAAUGAGAUGGUUGAAAAGUAUGAGGCAGAGAAACAAAAAGUCCAGGUGAAGGUGAAAGGGUUUCUGGACCUAAUCUCCGAGCGGGGCUAUGAAAUCCUGGAUCUCAACACUAAGAUCGACAGUCUCUUUCAGACGCUGGAGGAGAAAGUAUCCGAGCUAAACACCAAUGAAGCUGAACUCCAACAGAGCGAGAAAACCUGGUCAGCAAAAUGCACCGCUCUGCAGGACAGGUUCACAAAGGACCUGGCCGAGAAAGAAGAGAGCUGGCAGACCAGAUUUAACGCUUUGCAGACGAUGUGCAACUCUCUGCAAGAGAACCUGAAGACGGAGCAGGUCAAGAACAAAGACUGGCAGAAGAAAGCCAAACAGAUGGAGGAUGAGAAGAAGGAACUGGAAGAAAAGUUCACACAAGACCUGGCUGAGAAACAACAGAGCUGGGAGAUUAAAGACAAACAGAUGGAGGAGGAGAAGAAGGAACUGGAGGAAAAGUUCCCAAAAGACCUGGCUGAGAAACAACAGAUUGUAGGGAUGCAAGCAAAGGCAAUACCACCCGUGAUUGAAGUUGUGGAGGAAGAAGAAGAGGAGGUGGGAGAAGAAGAGGGAGAUGAAGUGGAGGCUGAUGGCAAGGAAGAGGAGGAUGAAGAACUAGAGGAGGAAGAGGAGGAAGAGUAUGAAGAAGAGUAUGAAGAGGAUUAUGAAGAGGAGUACAAUGAGGCAUAUGAAAAAUAUUAUGAGGAGGAGGAAGCUGAAGGAGAGGAGGUGGAAGAGGAGGAAGAAGAAGAAGAAUGGGAUGAGGAAGCAGAAGCUGUGGAUGAAGAGGAGGAGGAAGAAGCUGUGGAUGACGAGGAAGAGGAAGAAGAGGAGGAGGGGGCAGAAGCUGUGGAUGGGGAGGAAGAGGAAGAAGAGGAAGAAGAGGAGGAGGGGGCAGAAGCUGUGGAUGAGGAGGAAGAGGAAGAAGAGGAGGAGACAGAAAUUGUGGCAGUGGAGGAGGAAGAGGAGUGGGAAGAGGAAGGAGGGCAAAGAGAGGAAGAGCAGGAGCGAGAGGGACUUGAAGCAGCUGAUGAUGAAGAGGAGGAUGAGGAGGUGAAGGUAUCUGCAGAGAUGGCGAGGGAGGAGGAUGAAGACGAAGAAGAGGAGAAGGAACCUGAAGCAGCUGCAGCUGAGACUGAUGAAGAUGAGGAAGAAGAAGUGAAAGAGGAAGCAGCAGAAGAAGACAAAGAGGAUGAGGAGCAGGAAGACGGGAAGGCAUAUGCUGCUGAUGAAGAAGAGUCUGAGCCUGCAGCUGCUGAUACCGAUGAGGAUGAUGAUGAUGAUUAUGAUGAUGAUGAUGAUGAUGACGACGAGAAGGCAGAUGCUGCUGAUGAAGAUGAUGCAGAAGAGUCUGAUGCAGAGGAUGAAGAUGAAGUUUCUCCCGAACCUAUCUCCACAUCUGAGGAUCAAGAGGCGGCGGUGUCUCCUGACUCCGACGCACCUGUUGACGUCGUAGACAGUGACGAUGAAGAUGACGAAGAUGACGAAGACGACGAAGUCACCGACUCCUCAGACGUCAGUGAAUCUGCACUCCUUUCCAGCGAGGAGGAGGAGAAAGAGAAGGACGAUGAGGACGAUGAAGAUGACGAAGAUGACAGAUUAGCGGAGGGCGUGGAGACAUCCGACAGCGACCUAGAGCUUGAUCUUCCUCUUCCUGCUGCCAGUGAGGACGAUGAAGAGGAGGAAGAUCACAAACUUGCCAAGGAGGAAGACAUUUCUGCUUUACCUUUUGCCGAUGAUGAUGAUGAUGAUGAUGAUGAUGAUGAUGAUGAUGAACACCUGGACAAAAGCGUCAAAGUUGCCAAAGAGACAGAUGAGGAUGAUGAGGAUGAGGAUGAUGGUCUGGACCAAUCAGACGAGGACAUCUCCGUCGCCUCCUCUGAACACUUUGCAGAUGAUGAAGACGAUGAGGAAGACAGGUACCUGAAAGACGAAGACCUCAAACUCGAUAAAGUAGACCUGGACGAUGAAGAUGAAGAUGAUGACAAACCCGAUGAUGUCACUGAAGAAGACAUCCACGACGACGACGCUAAAGCGGAAGAGGAGGAAGAUGUCGGCGCGUCUUCCUUUGAGAGUACAGACAGCGGAGUCUUAGGCGAUGAAGAUGACGACGACACUGCUCUUGAGACUGAUGAAGAGACGGACUUCAGCAGUGACAUCACCUAUGACUCAACCGACGAUGACGAAGAUGAAGAUGGAGUUAUUGACACCAGCUCGUUGGAGUUCACCUUCGAUCAGGAAGAAGAAAAAGAAACACUGUUUGACCCAGUACAAGAUGAUGAUGAUGAUGAAGAUGAAGUCACACCAGAGUCCUUAGCUGGUGAGGAUGAAGAAGACAAUAAUGACGAAGAUGACGAUAAAGAAGAUGAUGAAGAUGAUGUUGACGACGUCUUGCAAGCAGUUGUAGCUGCAGCAGCGCUCACUGUCCAGGAGGAGGCGGUGAAGACGGAGACCGACGAGAACGAGGACAUCAAACACGCUGCUGAUGAAGACAAGACUGAAGAGGAUGAAGCAGAAACAAUCAUCACCAGUCAGCCUGCUGCUCUCGAAGGGGAAGAGGAGGAUGAGGGGGAAGAUGAAGAGCCGACAGCUGAACUGAAGAAAACUGUAGACGAGGUUGAAGAUAAAGAGGAGGAGGACGAUGAAGACGACAAGGAGGCGAAGGCGACGGUGGAUGUAGCACCACAGACUGAACCCACAGUGUGUCCCUGCAUGCACUCUGCAAAGACCACGGAGUCCGCCACCGAGACCGCUAAGAAAAAAGAUGCUCCGAGAAGAGUUUCAGCUUUGAGAAGGAAAAAAGGUGAAAAGACUGAUGAUAAGCUAACAAAGAAAGGUCUGCCCAGGAUGGUAAAACUGGAGCCACAAAUCAGUCGGAUCAGGAAACUUCCUCCUCCUUUCAGAGCAAGGAGAGUGGAAAAGAAGACUCCCACCAAGGCUCCCAAAAAAGAGACCAAGACGAAAAAGGAAGAAGUCUCAGAAUCUGGAGAAGAAGUGGGUCCUUGCAGACCUGCACCGGUCUACUGCCCGUCCCCGCCUGGCUGGUACGUUCAUCACGUCGUCACGGAUAACCCGUACCCUCCUCCGACCGCGUCAGCUCCGUCUGCUCCUGUUCUGACCGCCCACCCCGUCACCACCGGAGCUCCACCGCCUCUUUAUCAGCAGCAGCAGCCACCGCAGCCGAUGCACCCGUUCUACGCACAGUACCACCCAUACCACUCGUAUCCAUCAUAUCCACCAAUGCAGCCAGUGAUGCAGCCUCCACCGGACCCAGUCCAGCCAGCUGACAGAGUCCAGCCUGCUGGACCAGUUGAUCCAGUCCAGCCAGUUGAACCAGUCCAGCCAGAAGCCACAGAACCAGAGGCUCCGGUUCAGCCUGAGAUCCAGAUUCCAGCUGCUGAAGCUCAGCUGGCUGUAGCUCCAGUCCGGGAACCCGAGACUGUUGAGGAAGAAGUGUUGUCUGCCUCCACCGUGAAAGCUGCAAAGAAGAAAAGCAAGGCUGCCAAGGAAAAAGAGCCGGCAGCAGCCAGAGACAAAACAAAGAAAGAUGCUGCCGCUGCUUUGAAAGAGAAAACCAAAGCUGGCGUUGCAAAGAAAGAGCCCACAGUGAGAAAAGAGAAAACCAAAAGUCCCGCAGUGGCUAAGAAAGAGCCGGCUGUUAAAGAGAAAACCAAACCGGCUGCUAAGAAAGAGCCAGCUGUGAAAGAGAAAAGCAAACCUGCAGCAGCUGCUAAGAGAGAGCCGGCAGCUGCAGCACGACAGAACAGGAAACCAGCCUCCGACAAGACAGAAGUGUCACCCGUCAGGAGCAAAGCCAAGGCUUCUACAGCCAAGAAAGAUUCGGAUCCAGAACCACGUCCACAGCCGGUCCGACUGAGAACGAGACUAGAAGCUGGGGAGAGGGACAAUGUGACCUCUCAGGCCAGGGGGGAGAAACCGGCCAGGACAUCCUCUCAACCAGCCAAAACACGAUUAAAAUCAGUGGCCGACAAGAAAAGCAAAGAUGAGAAGGCUGAAACUAAAUCCGUCAAAGAGGCUCAAGAUAAAGAGAAACAACCAACACAAUCUAAAGAGACCCAGACUGAUGACAAUACGACAGAAAAGAAGAAACCAGGCCAGAGAUACUUCCAGUGCAUUUACAUCCCUGGUAAAAAUGCACAGUACCCCUUGCGACCGGCCAUGUCCCCCGCCAUGAUGUCUCCCGCGAUCAGGUCCAUGUUGGAGCAGCAGCAGAGAGCAGCGAGGGCGUCGGGCCAGUAGGACAACCUGACCUCUCCCCUCUUUCUUCUGACGGCUCCACCUCCCAGUCCAGCAGGGGAGACGCUCCAGAUCUGUGGGAUCCUUAAAUCCUGGGGAAAUACCCCAGACAGACAGAUAAGACUGGACACAACUAUUUUGUCUUUAAUUUAUUCAUGUAUUUAUUUUUCUCUCGAUGUGGUCGAGCUCCUGGGGUUCCUGUCAAUAUUUCAUACUUUUUUUUCUUUCUGCUUAGCUGAUGCUUCACCAGUCGAAACCGCUACGCCUCGCUUGUGCCUUAGAUUUGACCUAAUGUCACCAAAAUCCAAACACGCAAGCUUUUAUGUGAAUAUUCUUAUCUCAGUAUGUGUAAAUAAUGCUUACAUUUGUGAUUUAGGAAAUAAAUGCACACACCUUU